This is a messenger RNA of Suillus paluster, 339 nucleotides long. RefSeq lists its product as uncharacterized. The annotation marks the transcript as partial. Lineage: Eukaryota; Fungi; Basidiomycota; Agaricomycetes; Boletales; Suillaceae. The record is from RefSeq and is a predicted model, not a curated record. The transcript has 3 exons.
AUGCAAGCAAAACGACUCUCGAUCGACACAUCAUUCAAACGUGUGCACGGCCGGCAGGAAUUUGAAUUCGAGUCGUGGGAUGUUGCGCACAUGAACUGUUAUUGGCACUCGAGCUUUCACGACAUCUCAACUAGCACACGCCCACGUCAUCAUCUUCUAGCGAAUAUUCGAGAUUGCCAGCGCAGACACAGGCUGUACUGUUCGCUUUCAAUACAUCCACUGGGGAAGGGAUUCAAACCAUUGUCACGGUUGCCGACGCACAAAAAGGUCAAGGUUAAGGCCUAGGUAUGUACUGCGUAUACUUGUGUAAAGACUCAAUCCAUGCUUGCCGCUAUGACA